GGAGUGUGAAGCGCCCCCGGGACGCGUGCUGCAGUGGUACGGCCCGCUCGGUGCCGCCGCCGCGCUCCCAGGCGGACCGUACCACCGCUGCUGGGCGCAGGUUGUUUGUUUGGGCUGAAAACAGCGGCGUGCUCGUUGCCGUGGGGAUGUGGGCUGCUGCCUCCCUGCGGUCUCGCUUUGGGAGAAGUCCGGUUAUUUGUGGGCCGGUUCAGCCGGAGCUGCCUUGGUCCUGGAGGGACGGAGGAGAGAAACCACCCAGAGAGCUCUGCCUGGAAGCAGAGAACCUGAUGGCCAAAGCGUUGUACGACAACGUGCCGGAGUCUCCCGAGGAGCUGGCCUUCAGGAAGGGCGACAUCCUGACCGUCAUCGAGCAGAACACGGGCGGCCUGGAGGGAUGGUGGCUCUGCUCGCUGCACGGCCGGCAGGGCAUCGCGCCGGGGAACCGGCUGAAGCUGCUGAUCGGCCCCAUGUUCGAGGCUCAGCCGUCGGCCGCCCAGUCUCCCCCUCAGAGCCUCCAGAAGGGCGGCUCAGGGGCGCAGGGGCUGUACAAGCAGCAGCAGGGGAUCUACCAGGUUCCUGCAGGCCAGGACGUCUACCAGGUCCCUCCCAGAAGCACCCUGGCUGCUGAGGGCACCCCCAGCAAGGUGGUGACGCCGACCCGAGUGGGCCAGUCGUACUCCUACGGCCAGCAGGACCUGUACGACGUGCCGCCCAGCCGGUCCCAGGGGGUGUACGACGUUCCGCCGGGUCAGACCUUCCCGGGUCAGAUGGGCGGAGCCAGAAACCAGGGAGUCUACGACGUUCCUCCGUCCCAGAUGGACCCCCGAACCCAAGGCGUUUAUGACAUUCCUCCGUCCUCCCAAGGGAUCUACGCGGUGCCGCCCUGCAGAACCAACCCGGACCUCCAGGAGGGAAACUACGACUUCCCGCAGCCUCUCAAGCACAAGCAGGAAGGCAUCUACGACGUGCCGCCGCCCGUCCUCACCAAACCUUCCCACUACGACUUCCCCCCCGCCGCCGAGCCCCCCGCCCAUCACCACCACCCCAACGGCACCGAGGGCAUCUACGACGUGCCGCCGCCCGCCCUCCACUCCGCCGACGCCCAGCGGGACGUCUACGACUUCCCGCGGGGCGUGAAGAGCGCCUCCGCCGACCGAGGCGUCUACGACGUCCCGGCGCAGGACGGCCGCGCCGUGGCCGACGUGACGGACGGCGUCAACCGCCUGUCCUUCUCCAGCACCGGCAGCACGCGCAGCAGCAUGUCCACGUCCUCGUCCUCCACGGGCUCAGAGGGACGGCUCUUCCUGGACGUGGACGCCGGCGUGCAGCGGCUGUACCGCCUGCAGCACGGCGUGGAGCUGGCGGUGGGCGCCCUGCAGUCGAUGGCGUCCUCCGCCCACUGGAGGACUUUCGCCUUCAUGGAGCGCCACGCCAACGAGGUGCGCGGCGCGCUGGACAGAGUGCGGGCGGCUCUGGGGGACGCGGUGGCGUUCGGAAGAGGAGCGGCGGCGAACGCCACCGCGUCCCUGUCGGACUCGGGUCUGCAGGGGAAGCUGAGGCGGCAGCUGGGGCGGCUGGAGGACUCGCAGCAGAUCCUGCAGCAGACCUACCAGGCCCUGGAGAGCGGCGGCUGGGCGCUCAACGCGCUCGCCUCGUCCAGGCAGCACCACGCCAAGAGCGACGACCUGGACCGCUUCGUCAUGGUGUCCAGGACGCUGCCCGACGACGCCAAGCAGCUGGCCUCCACCAUAGGCAGCAACGCCGAGCUGCUCUUCAGGCGGACGCACGGCGACGGCACGUUCUCCGCCGGCGGCACGCCAGAAGACAACCGGGCGCACGCGCUCAGCUCGCCGUCCUCAGAGCCAGACGACUACGGCGGGCCGGGCAAAGCUCAGCCCGACCCGGACAAGGACAACAUGAACCACAGCGAGAAGUGCGUGAAGAGCUGGAUGGAGGACUACGACUACGUCCACCUGCAGGGCAAAGAGGACUUUGAGCGGCAGCAGAAGGAGCUGCUGGAGAAGGAGAACAUCAUCAAGCAGAGCUCGGUCCAGCUGGGCCCGGAUCAGAUCAAGCAGUUCAGGAAGCUGGAGCAGGAAGUGAUCAGACCGGUGGAGAACGACAUCACGCAGUGGAUCCCCCCCGCCGACGCCGCCUCCACCCGCGUUGGCGCCCGGGACCGCCAGCUGCUGGGCUUCUACUCCACGCAGUGCGAGCAGCACUUCUCCACCCUGCUCAGCGCCGUCGACGCCUUCUUCGCCUGCGUCCGCGCCGGUCAGCCGCCCCGCAUCUUCGUCGCCCACAGCAAGUUCGUCAUCCUCAGCGCCCACAAGCUGGUGUUCAUCGGGGACACGCUGUCGCGGCAGGCGGCGGCGCCCGAGGUGGCCAACCGCGUGAUGAACUCCAGCAACGUGCUGUGCGACCUGCUGAAGACGGUGGUGGCGGCCACCAAGACGGCCGCCCUGAACUACCCCAACACCGCCGCCAUCCAGGAGAUGGUGGACCGCGUCACGGAUCUGUCGCACCACGCGCAGCACUUCAACGAGCAGCUGCUGCAGAUGGCCGCCCUGUGACGCCGCCGGCGCCGCGGACCUCAACGUGUCUGCGCUUCACGUACGACGCGCCGUCUGUAAAUAGUCCGUUGUGUAAAUAUCCGCUGUUCUCUGUGUAGAUAGUUUUCUAUUGCGGCCUGGAGAUAAACGUAGAGGCCGUGGGACGUUCCUCCUAACGUGUCGCUGCAUUUCUCUGUAAAUCCUGUCGUGUUUGUGGAGCUCGCCACAAAGUAAACGACUCUUCUUAACACAAA
Messenger RNA from Fundulus heteroclitus (mummichog), 2806 nucleotides. RefSeq names its product neural precursor cell expressed, developmentally down-regulated 9 (gene nedd9). Gene Ontology annotation, molecular function: protein binding. Lineage: Eukaryota; Metazoa; Chordata; Actinopteri; Cyprinodontiformes; Fundulidae. Bases 147 to 2573 code for a protein of 808 amino acids. The record is from RefSeq and is a predicted model, not a curated record. Gene Ontology annotation, biological process: cell surface receptor protein tyrosine kinase signaling pathway; cell migration. Gene Ontology annotation, cellular component: plasma membrane; cytoplasm. The transcript is spliced from 7 exons.